UUUGCCGUGCCGCAAGCUCCUCCCCCCGCCGCAGUCAGUCACACAGCGAGAGACACCGGGCUGUGAACGUUUACCGCCAGUGUGUACCGGAGUCAGGGGGGCGGAGCAGCCAGCGCAAGCGAGAAACCCGGGACUCGUCACCAUCCAGCUCGUUAGCGGCGGCGGGGCGAACGGCCCGGACACUGAGGAUGGCUUCCGGAUCUGAAUCUAAAAGCGAUGACUUAUCGACUGCAAUUCUCAAGCAAAAGAGCCGACCAAAUAGGUUGAUUGUAGAUGAAUCCAUCAAUGAAGACAACAGCGUCGUGUCCCUGUCCCAGGGCAAAAUGGACGAACUUCAGCUGUUCCGUGGGGACACUGUGCUUCUAAAGGGAAAGAAGAGGAGAGAAGCUGUGUGCAUUGUCCUGUCUGAUGACACCUGCUCGGACGAGAAGAUCCGCAUGAACAGGGUUGUUCGUAAUAACCUGCGGGUACGGCUUGGAGAUGUAAUAAGCAUUCAGCCAUGUCCGGAUGUGAAGUAUGGAAAGCGGAUCCAUGUCUUGCCUAUCGAUGACACAGUAGAGGGCAUCACCGGAAAUCUGUUUGAAGUGUACCUGAAGCCUUACUUCCUGGAAGCUUAUAGACCCAUCCGAAAAGGUGACAUUUUCCUUGUGCGUGGAGGCAUGCGUGCCGUGGAGUUCAAGGUGGUGGAGACUGAUCCCAGCCCAUACUGUAUCGUGGCCCCAGAUACAGUCAUCCACUGUGAAGGAGAGCCCAUUAAACGGGAGGAUGAGGAGGAAUCUCUGAAUGAAGUGGGUUAUGAUGACAUCGGGGGCUGCAGGAAGCAGUUGGCCCAGAUCAAGGAGAUGGUAGAGCUUCCGCUCAGACACCCGGCACUUUUCAAGGCUAUUGGUGUCAAGCCACCUCGUGGUAUCUUGCUGUACGGACCUCCAGGAACUGGAAAAACCCUCAUUGCUCGAGCAGUCGCUAAUGAAACUGGUGCAUUCUUCUUCCUCAUUAAUGGUCCUGAGAUUAUGAGUAAAUUAGCUGGUGAGUCAGAGAGCAACCUGCGCAAAGCCUUUGAAGAAGCUGAGAAGAAUGCCCCUGCCAUCAUCUUCAUUGAUGAACUGGACGCCAUUGCCCCUAAGAGAGAGAAGACACAUGGAGAAGUUGAGCGCAGAAUUGUGUCCCAGCUGCUAACGCUUAUGGACGGCUUGAAACAGAGGGCGCACGUCAUCGUCAUGGCUGCCACCAAUCGACCCAACAGCAUAGACCCAGCACUUAGACGCUUUGGCCGUUUCGACAGAGAAGUGGACAUUGGAAUCCCUGAUGCUACCGGCAGACUGGAAAUUCUACAGAUUCACACUAAGAACAUGAAAUUGUCAGAUGAUGUGGAUCUAGAACAGGUUGCCAAUGAGACUCAUGGUCACGUUGGUGCUGAUCUGGCUGCUCUGUGCUCAGAGGCCGCUCUCCAAGCUAUCCGCAAGAAAAUGGACCUGAUCGACUUGGAGGAUGAAACCAUAGAUGCUGAAGUAAUGAAUUCAUUGGCUGUCACUAUGGACGACUUCAGGUGGGCGCUAAGUCAGAGCAAUCCAUCUGCGCUGCGUGAGACGGUGGUGGAAGUGCCACAGGUCACCUGGGAAGAUAUCGGUGGUUUGGAUGAUGUCAAGAGGGAGCUGCAGGAACUGGUACAGUAUCCUGUGGAACAUCCAGACAAGUUCUUGAAAUUCGGUAUGACUCCGUCUAAAGGUGUGCUGUUUUAUGGGCCACCUGGAUGUGGUAAGACCUUGCUAGCCAAGGCUAUUGCCAAUGAAUGCCAGGCCAACUUCAUCUCUAUCAAAGGCCCUGAGCUGCUCACUAUGUGGUUUGGAGAGUCUGAAGCCAAUGUCAGAGAGAUCUUUGAUAAGGCUCGACAAGCCGCUCCCUGCGUCCUCUUCUUUGAUGAAUUGGACUCCAUUGCCAAAGCCCGUGGAGGUAACAUUGGUGAUGGUGGCGGAGCUGCUGACAGAGUCAUCAACCAAAUCCUGACAGAGAUGGAUGGAAUGUCUACCAAAAAGAAUGUCUUCAUCAUCGGAGCCACCAACAGACCUGACAUCAUUGACCCAGCCAUUCUGCGUCCUGGACGUCUGGACCAGCUCAUUUACAUCCCACUCCCAGACGAGAAGUCCCGCAUUGCUAUUCUUAAAGCCAACCUGAGGAAAUCUCCAGUGGCUAAGGAUGUUGAUGUUGACUUUCUGGCUAAGAUGACCAAUGGUUUCUCUGGUGCUGACUUGACUGAAAUCUGUCAGCGAGCCUGUAAGCUGGCCAUCCGUGAAUCCAUUGAGAAUGAAAUCCGAAGAGAGCGGGAGAGGCAGACAAACCCUUCUGCCAUGGAGGUGGAAGAAGAUGACCCUGUACCUGAAAUCCGCAAGGAUCACUUUGAGGAAGCCAUGCGUUUUGCCCGCCGUUCUGUCAGCGACAACGACAUCAGAAAAUAUGAAAUGUUCGCACAGACUUUGCAGCAGAGUCGCGGCUUUGGCAGUUUCAGAUUUCCUUCUGGAGGACAAGGUGGAGCUGGUCCUAGUCAAGGUGCAGGAGGUGGAGCUGGUGGGAGCCACUUUACUGAAGAAGAAGACGACCUCUAUGGCUAGAUGAGCCUUUGAUGCCGUCCUUAAUUGUACAGCAUUGAAAUUCCUACGUUAAUGGACACUCUGCUUUUCAUUCCUCAGUCAGAACAGCGUAGCUGCACACCCCACUCCUGGUUUUUUGUUUUGUUAUCUGGGUGUGAGAAGAUGGGGCGCCAGGUCUCUCAGGAUACAGGCUGACUCUUUUCUUUCUUCUCUCCCCCUCCCUGUAGAGUGCUGGUGGGGGGGUGGCUCACGUGGCGUUCUUGUGGCACUCGCAGCACCCGGAACAGACAUGCAUUUUGUUGCUUGAUAUUCCGAGCCUUCAUCCUCUGGUAAAGAUCUCACAGCAUCUAGACUUUGGACAAGCUGAGCCUGUUUACCAUUUAUUGGCCACUGUGGUCAGGAUGCAGGUGCUGCCCUCUGGCUUUUAAAGGGUUAAUAUUCCUAUGGGUGCAUUAAAGGAGAUUCAAGCAACAAAUGCAUGUUUUGGCAUUGAUUUAACACUAUUUCCGAGUGUCCAGACGGCUUCAGACAAGAACGGGCAGUGUUUUUUUAUGUUGGUAUUGGGCAUAAUGUUGUUGGAUUCUAAAAACAAAAAACGCAGGUUGACGUCUAACGUGAGAAUAAACUGACUGAUCACUGAU
Bufo gargarizans (Asiatic toad) is the source of this 3226-nucleotide messenger RNA. RefSeq names its product valosin containing protein (gene VCP). Gene Ontology annotation, molecular function: ATP hydrolysis activity; polyubiquitin modification-dependent protein binding; ATP binding. The record is from RefSeq and is a predicted model, not a curated record. Lineage: Eukaryota; Metazoa; Chordata; Amphibia; Anura; Bufonidae. The coding region runs from base 189 to 2606 and encodes 805 amino acids. The transcript has 17 exons. Gene Ontology annotation, biological process: autophagosome maturation; mitotic spindle disassembly; retrograde protein transport, ER to cytosol. Gene Ontology annotation, cellular component: nucleus; cytosol; VCP-NPL4-UFD1 AAA ATPase complex.